Cercospora beticola is the source of this 795-nucleotide messenger RNA. RefSeq lists its product as uncharacterized. The record is from RefSeq and is a predicted model, not a curated record. NCBI's taxonomy places the organism in Eukaryota, Fungi, Ascomycota, Dothideomycetes, Mycosphaerellales, Mycosphaerellaceae. Gene Ontology annotation, molecular function: oxidoreductase activity, acting on NAD(P)H, oxygen as acceptor. Gene Ontology annotation, cellular component: intracellular anatomical structure.
AUGGUAACUUUACAGAUCUCGGACAGAAUCAUCGCCGCGACAGGUGGAGGCGGUGGUCUGACGCUCUGCAAUGCGGAGUUUCUUGCCAAGCUAGGCGCUCAUGUGUAUUGCCUCGACUACCAGAAAGAGCCCUCAGUCGAAUGGCUGCACACCCAAGCUCGAGUUGCAGAUUCUAAGACCGGCUCUCUUACCCACAUCCGACUCGAUACACGAAAUUACGAGGAGCAAGAAGCCGUCUUUGCCCAGAUCGCGGACAAGCACAAUGGCAUCCAUGGUCUCAUCGCAGGAGCUGGUGUCAACUUCGUUAAGCCUGCUCUUGAUUAUCCUCCCGAGCAAGUCGAUCGCGUCAUGGACAUCAACUUUAAAGGCGUGUUUUACUCUGCCCGAGCCUGUGCAAGACAGAUGAUCAAGUACAGAACGCCCGGCAGCAUCGUCCUGAUUGCAUCCAUGAGCGCACGGGUGGCCAAUAGAGGGCUGCUGUGUAGUGUCUACAAUGCAUCGAAAGCAGCUGUCGACCAACUAGCAAGGAGCCUCGCGGCGGAGUGGUCGCAGAUUGUUGAUGGAAAGCCGAUUCGAGUGAACAGUCUUUGCCCUGGGAACAUUGUCACACCGAUGGUUUUGAAAAACUUCGCGGACGAGCCACAUCUCAAAGCACAAUGGGAGGACCAAAACAUGCUGAAACGCUUGUCAGAAAGUUCUGAAUACACGGGAGCCGUGUUGUACUUGUUGUCCGAUGCUUCAUCGUUCAAAACUGGUGCCUCGGAGAUUGUGGAUGGUGGGUACACUGCAUGGUAG